Molecule: messenger RNA, 1086 nt
Organism: Arctia plantaginis
Lineage: Eukaryota; Metazoa; Arthropoda; Insecta; Lepidoptera; Erebidae
Source: the annotation of a GenBank genome assembly
AUGCUAAAGCGGCGGUUGUUUGAAGAGUGGAAGAGAGGAGUAGGCAUUGGUGACCAAGCAGUUAGCCCGGAGCUGAUGGGAAAUGACCGGGCCUUCUGGGACACCAUUGUCUACGGCGCGGGUGAAGAGUCGGAUGCGACCGGGAAAGGGCGGGCAAGGAGGAUUGGAUGCUGCAGGGCCAGCGGGUUUUCGGGACGAGGCGCCCACAUCAUCGCCAGAUGUCCCCACUGCGCCUGGGGACGUCGCAAAUGUCGGCGCCGCGCCGGCCCCGCCUACCACGAAGCCGGGGGCUCCUGCGGAGGCAGCGGAGAGAAAUGCGGAUCACGUGGCGGCGCUGGACAGCCAGUGAAUCUAGAGCCCAUUAAAGACAUGACCCCCGACUGGGAGUGGUCGCCCGCAUUGUAUCGGGUGAAACACGGGAAACUGGUGUCGAGUCUUGAGCCUUGCUGUAAGGAGAAGGGGCCUUUGGUUUCCCUCCUCCUGCCUGAGCGCGUAUGUCCUAUCUGCGUCAUCCAGCACCUGGCAGGGGAUAGGGAGAAUAUCAAAUUGAUCGAGGGACAGAAGCCUUACUUGGACGCGGGGGCGUUGAGUUCGCUAAUACUAACAGCCCAUAACCAGGAGAUGCACGCGUUGAAUGGCAACAUAAACUUCUCCGUAAUACACGACACCGCGAGGGCGGAUGUAAUGGCGGCGGCCUUAACGCGGCCAACAAGGGGGGUGCGUCACAGGCACGCAAUACAGGUAGAAACAGAGCGUAGGCUGCGUGUAGCACAGGAGGAAGUGCCUAUGCUCGUUUAUACUAGUAAUGUGGCCAAUGGGGUGGGACUGGUCAGUGCCCCACCCACCCGACACCAGCUAUUCUGGUUUUACGGCAGCUUAGCGCAACCAGAAAGCGCAGGGGAGGCUUCCAACCAGGCAUCCGGGUGCGGGGAGCCAAGCAUAAGGUCGCCAGCACCCAGUAUCCUGAAAACUACGGGCACUACGGUGCCGCCGCCACCGUCGGCCAGCAGCGUAUGGGGUGACACGUAUGUCACGGGCAUGGCGGGGAAUCGCACGCGCCGCAACGCGCGCCAACCGUUGGCGUGA